AGAAAAAAAAUAAAGGAGGAGGAGAGAGGAGGGGGUGUUUGGGGGCUUUCUGAAUCUAGAAAUUAAUAAAUAUUAAAACACCUAGUUUGGAAGACUUCUGUGGGAAGAAAGGGGACCUGCAUCUGAGAUGGCUGAGGUGUCACAAGAGGAGAGACUCCAGGCCAUCGCUGAAAAAAGGAAGAAGCAGACAGAGAUUGAAAACAAGAGAAGGCAGCUUGAUGAUGAUCGACGGCAACUUCAGCAUCUUAAGUCAAAGUCAUUGAGGGAGCGCUGGUUGUUAGAUGGAGCUCCAGCAGAAGAGGAGACACAGAGGCGUCUGCAGGAGGAUGAGAUGAAGACCAAGCUUCUGGAGCAGGUCAUCCUUAGGCUGGAGCAAGAAAUCGAAGAACUGGAGACUGGUGUCCCAGCUAAUAAAGGUGUGGCCAAAGAAAAUGGUGAGAAUGGAGUAGUGCAGACCUCUGGCCAGACCCCGAAAAGAGAGGUGACAGGGGUGGAAGCCAAGCUUCUGGGCCCCAGUCCUGACCAAGCCAGUGAGAACAACCCAGUCACUCUGGUGUUCAUGGGCUACAAGACUGUCGAAGACGAGAAGGAGAUGCACACGGGCAUGGAGGGCGUGGACGGCAACGUGAAGGCUGAGUUCGUAGUGAUUGAUGAUGGCGAGGGGAAGGCGGCGGAUGCAGCCACGGAGGAGCAGGCACCGCCUAACGGCAGCAUGGCGGAGAAAGAGAAGGCCAGCGGAGAGGAGGGAGAAAAGGAGAAGGAGAAGAAACAGACCUGCAAGUGCUGCACUGUCAUGUGAGAUAUGAGUGCCUGUUUAUCGGUGUGUGUGUGUGGGUGUGUGUGUGUGACUGAAUGCGUAUGGGUGAGUACACACCUGCACCCGUGCAGAGCUGUGGGCCAUUGCAUGAGUCCCUAUUUGCAAUCGUAUGUAGCUUUUGUGUUUGUGUGAAAGUGUGUGUCAGGACUGAUUUACAGCUACACAGUCAAUAUCCCAACAAUGAGAGCCGAAACGAGCUCCAGCUCCAAGAACCACAAAGACUCAUAAGUACACUUACUCUAUAUACUUUCUCUGUAUUUUGACUUUUGAUUUCUAUUGAUAUUUUUCUAUUUUUCUGUCUUGACCUUUCUAUCGUAGCCUACUUGUGUGUUUAUCCUUAUUAUGAGACUGUGUACCGUAUGUUCAUUGUUCUUAUUGUUUAAAAAAAGAAAAUGUAUGAGCUCUCUGGAUUGUACUGCAGCCAAACUGGAAACAUUUCUGGAAAAACAAAAUCCAAAACAACAAACUAUGAAGGACACAGAUACUUAAAUAUAUAUAUAUGUCUCUGUGUAGGCCUACCAACUAUUUAUCAGUCAAUUUCAUAUUUCAAUAUUGUCUAAGAUAUUAUUUUGAAUAGUAUUUUAAUAUAUUGAUAUGAAAUUAUGUUUUAUACAAUGUAUUUAUUGCUUUGGUUCUAUGUGUCACCCCCCCUCCCCAACAUCACCUGCAUGUUAGGCUAGUAAGUGCCACCAGAUUAACACUCUUUAACAAGUGUCUGUGCUUUCUUAGACUCAUAAGUGCUCAUAUCUUUAGUCACACACAUUUUUCUGUUGCUUAUGGUUAAUUAUACAUGCAGUGUUCAAGUAAUGCAUCAUGCUUAAGAAGAAACAUGGCGAAGACGCCCAUAAAGUCAUGUUACCGGUCACUUUAUUUUAAUACUCGAUAUAGCGUGCGGCACAUGUACAUGGGGAUCACUGCUUUUACAACAGAUUAGAUUAUUUGCACCAUAACACUGUCUUUCCAAAGGUGUAUAGUUGGGGCCACGUGAAUUGGAAGACCUCAUAAUAAUAAAUUUGACUUUUAAUGCAUCAGCAUUAUCUCACUCUGAGAUUUCUAAAGCAAGAAUCAAUGUGGGUAAAAGUAUUCAGUGUGGCAAAUGAUUUUAUUUAAAGCUGUUAUUUGCCAACGGGACACCAGUCUGCUGAAGCAUUUCACAAGGUUGCAACAGCAAUGAGGGAGAGGGACCCGGAGCCACUCAGUCAGGGGUGCUUUUUGCAGCCAAUGGGUCAUUUGGAACCCUUGAAAUGAUUUCGUGGGGCACCUCGGAUCAAUUUGACAUUGAUACAGAUUUACCAAAUCUCCACAGAGGUUUGAUGCAGAUGGACCGUGUUGCCUUUUAUUUUCUAGGUUGAUCAAGUUGUUCGGGUUUUGUUUUAAUGUUGCAAUUAAUCAGACUGCAAACAGGCAACGAUUUUACUCAGAAGCAAACCUUGGUGUACCCUCUCAUUUGAAAUAGAGGCCCCUGCUGAGAAUACAUUAAAAUUAGGAGUAUUUUUAGUGUCUUUUUAUUUUCCUCAGGCAAAUAUGUGGAUCCCUUUGAUGGGUCACAUCUGCUAUGAUUUACAUAUUUAUUUUCCACCUGACUCCUUUAAAGCUCCAAUAAGAUUCCCUAUGUGCUUUUUUUUGUUGAGCAGAU
This is a messenger RNA of Cyprinodon tularosa, 2453 nucleotides long. RefSeq names its product paralemmin 1b (gene palm1b). The coding region runs from base 128 to 799 and encodes 223 amino acids. The record is from RefSeq and is a predicted model, not a curated record. NCBI's taxonomy places the organism in Eukaryota, Metazoa, Chordata, Actinopteri, Cyprinodontiformes, Cyprinodontidae. Gene Ontology annotation, biological process: regulation of cell shape. Gene Ontology annotation, cellular component: membrane. The transcript is spliced from 6 exons.